Messenger RNA from Oryza brachyantha (malo sina), 2703 nucleotides. Its product is annotated as G-type lectin S-receptor-like serine/threonine-protein kinase At2g19130. NCBI's taxonomy places the organism in Eukaryota, Viridiplantae, Streptophyta, Magnoliopsida, Poales, Poaceae. Bases 16 to 2481 code for a protein of 821 amino acids. Gene Ontology annotation, biological process: recognition of pollen; protein phosphorylation. The transcript has 2 exons. Gene Ontology annotation, molecular function: ATP binding; protein serine/threonine kinase activity. The record is from RefSeq and is a predicted model, not a curated record.
GGUGUUUGGUGAGCAAUGGCGGCGGCUCGCGGUGGGCGACCGUGGUGGUGGUCGUCCUCGUCCUCCUCGUCCUCCUGCGCUCCGCUUCUGCUGGUGCUGCUCAGCUGCCUGGCGCCGCCGUCGCGCGCCGCCGAUACCGUCGCCGUCGGCCGGCCGCUGUCCGGCGGGCAGGUGCUCGUGUCCAAGGCUGGCAAGUUCGCGCUCGGCUUCUUCCAGCCAGAUAACUCCUCGCAGCAGUGGUACGUGGGAAUCUGGUACAACAAAAUCCCAGACCACACCAAGGUGUGGGUCGCUAACAGGCGGGCCCCACUCUCUGACCCGGACACGUCACAGCUCUCCAUCGCGAGCGACGGCAACAUGGUCCUCCUCGACCGUGCCAGGUCACCGGUCUGGUCCACCAACGUCACCGGCAUCGCCGCCAACUCCACCGUCGCCGUCAUCCUCGACACCGGCAACCUCGUCCUCGCCGACGCCUCCAACACCUCCGCCGUGCUGUGGCAGAGCUUCGACCACUUCGGCGACACGUGGCUCCCCGGCGGCAAGCUCGGACGGAACAAGCGCACCGGCGAGGUCACGCGCCUGGUCGCGUGGAGGAGCUACACCGAUCCGGCGCCGGGCAUGUUCUCCCUCGAGCUCGACCCCGGCGGCGCGAGCCAGUACGUGAUGAGCUGGAACGGCAGCCGGCAGUACUGGAGCAGCGGCAACUGGACCGGCGACAUGUUCAGCUCCGUGCCGGAGAUGAUGGCCAGCAGCGCCGACCCCCUGUCGCUGUACACCUUCAACUACGUCGACGCCGAGAACGAGAGCUACUUCUUCUACGACGUCAAGGGCGAGGUGGUGCUGACGCGGUUCGUCGUCGACGUGACCGGCCAGAUCAAGUUCAUGACGUGGGUGGACUCCGCCGCGCAGUGGGUGCUCUUCUGGUCGGAGCCCAAGGCGCAGUGCGACGUCCACUCGCUCUGCGGGCCCUUCGGCGUCUGCGCCGACAGCGGGCAGCCGGCGUGCAGCUGCCUCCGCGGGUUCCACGUCCGGCGGCCGCAGCAGUGGCUGCAGGGCGACCACACCGCCGGCUGCGCCAGGAGCACCGCCCUGCAGUGCGGCGGCGGCGCCCAGCCGGCGGAGCGGAAGACGAAGAGCGACAGGUUCUUCACGAUGCCCGACGUGAACCUGCCCGCCGGCGGCGUGAGCGCCGCCGGGGCGGCCGCCUCGAGCGCUCAUGACUGCGAGCUCGCGUGCCUCGCCAACUGCUCCUGCUCCGCGUACUCCUACAACGGUAGCUGCUCGCUCUGGCACGGCGACCUCAUCAGCCUCCGCGACAUGACCGGCGCCGGUAACGGCGGCUACAGAAUUUCGAUCCGCCUGGCCGCGUCCGAGUUCUCCGGCAGCGGGAGCACCAAGAAACUGAUCAUCGGGGUCGUCGUCGCCGGAGUAGUUGCCGCGGUGACGCUCGCCGUCGUGGUCACGGUCCUCGUUCGGAGAAGAAGAAGGACGAAGGCGUUGCGGAGAGUGGAGGGCUCCCUGAUGGCGUUCACGUACCGUGACCUGCAGCUCGUGACCAAGAACUUCUCCGAGAAGCUCGGCGGCGGCGCCUUCGGGUCGGUGUUCAAGGGCUCGCUGCCGGCGGACGGGACGCCGGUGGCGGUGAAGAAGCUGGAGGGUGUUCGACAGGGGGAGAAGCAGUUCCGCGCGGAGGUGAGCACCAUCGGCACCAUCCAGCACGUCAACCUGAUCAGGCUGCUCGGCUUCUGCACCGAGGGGACGCGGCGGCUGCUCAUGUACGAGCACAUGCCGAACGGCUCGCUGGACAGGCACCUCUUCGGCUCCAGCUCGGGCCAUGGCGGCGUCCUGAGCUGGGAGACGAGGUAUCAGAUCGCACUGGGCGUCGCGAGGGGGCUCGACUACCUGCACGAGAAAUGCAGGGACUGCAUCAUCCACUGCGACAUCAAGCCGGAGAACAUCCUCCUCAACGACGCGUUCGCCGCCAAGGUCGCCGACUUCGGGCUCGCCAAGCUGAUGGGCCGCGACUUCAGCCGCGUGCUGACGACAAUGCGCGGGACGGUCGGCUACCUGGCGCCGGAGUGGAUCUCCGGCACGGCGAUCACGACCAAGGCCGACGUGUUCAGCUACGGGAUGAUGCUGUUCGAGGUCAUCUCCGGAAGGCGGAACGUGGGGCAGGGGCAGGACAGCGCGGUGGAUUUCUUCCCGUCGACGGCGGCGCGCCUCCUGCUCGCCGGCGACCUCAAGCGCGCCGUGGACGCCCGCCUCGGCGGCCGCGCCGACAUGGCCGAGGUGGAGAGGGCGUGCAAGGUGGCGUGCUGGUGCGCGCAGGACGCCGAGGGCGCGAGGCCGACCAUGGGGAUGGUGGUGCAGGCGCUCGAGGGCCUCGUCGACGUCAACGCGCCGCCCAUCCCGCGCUCCUUCAACGUGCUCGGCGAUGCCUCCAACUACGUCAAGUUCUUCUCGGCGUUGCCGUCGGUCUGACGACCAUGACAUCUGCACCCCAUCCGUAUAUACGUAGUUACAUAUACACGUAUACUAGCAAAAACUAGCACGGUGGCCCGUGCAUAUUGCCACCGUGCAUAUUGUAUGGCUAGUGUUAUUAUAAAUUUUAACUAUAUAGAGUUACUUAUCUUGAUAAUAGUUAUUUUUAGCUGUUAAUUUGAAUAUUAUUUUUUUAAAUUAUAUUUUUACAUAGAACUUCAU